Molecule: messenger RNA, 1502 nt
Organism: Ictidomys tridecemlineatus (thirteen-lined ground squirrel)
Lineage: Eukaryota; Metazoa; Chordata; Mammalia; Rodentia; Sciuridae
Gene: Tmem107
Product: transmembrane protein 107
Biological process (GO): non-motile cilium assembly; protein localization to ciliary transition zone
Cellular component (GO): MKS complex
Source: RefSeq, a predicted model, not a curated record
GCAGUUACCAAGACAACUGGGUGGCGCUAGAGCGCGCAGGAUGUAGGCGUAAGCGGAGGUUUUGCCCGCUAGCAGAGACUCUAGGAGUGAUCUUCUUUAUACUCCCAUUCUCUGAGGCCGUGUCCCUGUCCCCAAAGGCCAUGGGUCGGAUCUCGGGGCUCGUGCCCUCUCGCUUCCUGACACUUCUGGCGCAUCUAGUGGUCGUCAUCACCUUAUUCUGGUCCCGGGACAGCAACAUCCAAGCUUGCCUGCCUCUCAGUUUCACUCCUGAGGAAUAUGAGAAGCAAGACAUUCAGCUGGUGAUAGCACUGUCUGUCACCCUGGCCCUCUUUGCAGUGGAGCUGGCCGGUUUCUUCUCAGGAGUUUCCAUGUUCAACAGCACUCAGGGUCUCAUCUCUAUUGGGGCUCACUGUAGUGCAUCUGUGGCUCUAUCCUUCUUCAUAUUUGAGCGCUGGGAGUGUACCACAUACUGGUACAUUUUUGUCUUCUGCAGUGCCCUCCCAGCUAUCACUGAAGUGGCUUUAUUCGUCGCUGUCCUUGGUCUAAAAAAGAAACCUUUCUGAUCACCUUCAUGACGGGAAAGAAAGUAAGGACGAAGGAUGAUGGAGCGAGAAGCUGCUAACCGUUCCUGGAAGAAGGAAAGCAUAGGCUUCAGUUUCUUCUCCCUCUCCUCUCAAACUAUUUCUGGUAAAGGAUGGCAGUGGAAUAAUUAUCUCCCGAAUACGAGAUUAGCGUUUUCCUUAGUGCCUUGUAAUAAAAUAUAUUUUAUAGUAACAGCAAGACUUAUGCAAUUUGCAGGAGACAAUUGGGGUAGUUAAACUGCCGGAGAAAAGAAAGGCUGUUUCAGUCUUACAGACGGUAAGAUAACUAGUAUCGCUUCUACUUUGAUUUUUACGGUAGAUGUCAGGCGGAAGGAAGUGGGCGGGGAUAUGUAAAUAAUGAUGCGCUCAGAGCUCGGUACACGUAUGUGAGCAGAGCAUUAUGGGAGCAAUUAAUUUCUCCCUUUUUGGCGCGGAAGGAAAAAAUUUACUUUAAAAGAUUUUCGAAUGAAUUCGGCGUUAGCAUUAAAAGACCCCUAAGUAGCUGAGUUGAUCAGGUUAGCUUGUUAUAUACUCACCGUAGUUUACAGCGGAAUGUAUUCUACUGAGUACGGACAAGGCAACGGUACUUCGUAUCGUCAGGUGGGAUAAUCCUUACCUGUUCCUCCUUUUGGAGGGCAGAUAGAACAUGAUGAUUGGAGUUCGCAUGAUACGUGAUUAACGUCUCUGCGUAAUCAGGACUUGCAACACCCUGAUUGCUCCUAUCUGAUUCUUCCUGACGAUCUGAUACCUUUUAAUUUCCAGUGACUGAGAGAGUAAACGUGGGUGUAAGUCAUUUUCGAAUGAGAUGUUGUGUGAAUUGGGCUGCUUUCUUAUAUUUUAUGGUCAUGUGCUAGGAAAUUUGCUGUGUUUUUUUGUACGGUGCUGUUUAUCACUUGUUCUAUAAAGUUUCAGUCAUACUUA